AUGCGCCGCGGCCUGCCCGAGCCAGCCACCUUCCUGGAGGCCUAUGCAAAGGACCGCGCCGCGGCCGGCGAGGGCGUCGAGGGCGGCGAGGCCGGGGAGCCUGACGCCAAGCUUGAGAUCAGCGACAAGGCCACGUCCAAGAACCUGGAUGACGCCGCCAGCCAGUCCGGUGCCAGCCAGUCCGAGGUCGAGGAGGAGGUCGAGGCGAAGCAGAAGGGCGUGCUCGCCGUGCUGCACGGCCACAGCCGCUCCAGCGUGCCCGUCUUCCGCCUGCUCAGGAACAACGCCUUUGGCCUGACCUGCAACCUCUUCUUUGGCGCCUGGGUCUGCGGUGCGUUCUUCGUCGCCGUGACCUGGCUGAGCGGCCAGCUGAUCAACACAUACAAGCUGCACCCCAACGUCGCCCUGGCCAUCACCAUCGUCUCCCUCAUCUUCAACACCAUUGGCCUGAGCAUUGCCGGCUACGGCUUUGACCACGGCAUGCGCGCAAUCUCCGCGGGGGCGGUUUGCCUCGUCAUCGGCGUCGGCUCUGGCUUUGGCCUCUACUACUGGGUGGGCACCGGCUCCCUGGCGGCCCUGUGGGUGGCCCCCUCUGUGCUCCACCUCAUCAUCGGUUUCUACAUGGCUCUCUAUGUCCUGCCCAUGACCAGGAUCUACCACCCCCUCGAGCGCACCACCGGCUUUGGGUUCGGCUACGCUGCCGGCUAUGGAAUCCUGGGCGGAAUCUCCCCUCUGGUGGUCACGGCCUUCAAGGCCGGACUCAGCGCCGAAGCCGCCAACCUGGCGCCCGCUUUCUGGCUGCUGCUGCUGGGUGGCGGCUCCGCCAUCGGCAUUGUGCUCCUCAAGCUGUACCUCCCCCGCCUGGACGCCCCUUACAUCAGCCGCAUCCGCUAA
Molecule: messenger RNA, 894 nt
Organism: Monoraphidium neglectum
Lineage: Eukaryota; Viridiplantae; Chlorophyta; Chlorophyceae; Sphaeropleales; Selenastraceae
Exons: 7
Coding region: 1-894 (297 amino acids)
Source: RefSeq, a predicted model, not a curated record